AUGGAUGAGCUCUAUGUGUUUCUCCUUGACUGCGGUGUGUCUUGUAAGGAAUAUGUGUUGAGUCGUAUGCAUGAUUUCCGAGAACUGCUUGGCGUUUGGCAUCAAAUUGCCUUGAGGAUGUUUAAAAGUACGUUUUUGGCUUCCGCUGCCAUAUUUAUUGUGGUCCUUGUUGUGUUUUUUACACUCAUCGGAUGUGUUGCCUUUUCACUUGUCGGCUCAGUGACUAUACGGCACUAUAUCCUGUCGCACGCCCCUGGAAAUCAGCUAAUGUCACUUACAUUCAAUACAAUGCCGUUUGAGACGGAAUUAUGGCGAUUGCGCAAGGUGGAUGCCAUCGUGUCACAUCUCACAUCCCAACCGGAGUCAUUGCUCCAACGCAGCGACGACUCUCUCGUUGUAUCCACGAAGGAAACGACCGACAAACAACUGACAUCUUCCGUUGCGGGGCAGGCUGCCUCUCUUAAAAUGUCACUCAUAGAGCAGUACGUUAAAAACACACUGGCGACAAGCACGUUGAUUAUUCCUUCAUUGGCUCAGAAAGAAGUGUUUCCUCCUGGUGGUGGCGUUUCCAUUGAGGCACUCUUUGAGCAAAAGAAGCCUAUGUUCAAUGCCAAGGGCGUAUAUGACGCCAAGAUGCAAUUUGUUUUCAUGAAGGAAGAUGCGGGCCGCGACGUUUCAAUGGUGUUGGAGUCCGCUGUUCUGUUUGCCGAGGAUCCCGAUGUUCCCCAAAGCCUGGCUGCGUUGGAUGUCCUUUUAAAGACGACUACCUCCUUCACCGUUACAACCGGUGAGAAGGAAAGUCAUGUACUCAUACGGCUGAUAAAAAUGUCCCUUCGUUUUGUCUUUUUUGUGCCGUUGUGGAUGUAUGAGACGUUUUUCUUUUCGCUGCGUUACGAUGUCUUCCCUGGUGUUGAUCCAUUAACGGAGGUGGCGGUUGUAUCGGACGUUUACACGGACUUUGAGCCGCCUCUCGCCCUACAACCUCGGCUUCGCGCCAUCAACUUUACAUUGUACCAGCAAGGAGGGCAUGUUAUGAAUCGGGCGCGGCUUAUUAGAAUGCACUUCUUUACUACUGUUCAUCUCACGGGUCUUGCGUACUACUUUUCGACGUACAAAUUGAUUAGUUUUAUGUGCACGACUUUGGUGCUAUUCACAUGCUUCUGUGCUAUUGCAAUGGGACUUGUUUUUGUUGCAGGAGCCGUGAUUGCCUCACACUAUUUGCGUGGUGGUAGUUCCGCCGCUCAAGAUGGUGAGCCUCCGUUUGAAGAUGAAGAGGGUGAGGAGGAAGAAGGAGAUUUGAUUGAGAGGAAGCAUCUUUUAUCUUUGCAUCACUCCGCGACGACGUUGUUACAUGAUGAGGAUUUAGCCUCUAAUUUGACGGGGAGUAGGCAGGAGUCAUUGUUUCAUUUAUAUGAGGCGAAUUUGCCUCUUGCAAAAGAAAAGAAAUCCAAGUAA
This is a messenger RNA of Trypanosoma cruzi, 1455 nucleotides long. RefSeq lists its product as uncharacterized. NCBI's taxonomy places the organism in Eukaryota, Euglenozoa, Kinetoplastea, Trypanosomatida, Trypanosomatidae. The record is from RefSeq and is a predicted model, not a curated record. The transcript has a single exon. Bases 1 to 1455 code for a protein of 484 amino acids.